UUUCUUCAAUCGAAGUAUCAGCAAUGACUGCACCCAAUACCAAAACCUUCGCUCCGGGAGCUUAUCUAGUAGGAGGGGACGACGCAAAUAGGCGUGCAGAUCGACCAGAUCUGCUCAUUUUGAACCAACCAAUAGCACACUUCUCUGCUUUCGCGCGUCUUUGGAGUCAUACAGAAUAUCGAAUAUGCGCAGAUGGCGGUGCCAACCGGCUAUACGAUAUGUUCAAGAGUGAUCUAGAGAUACAGAGAAGCAGAUACCUACCGAAUCUCAUACACGGUGAUCUCGAUUCGCUGAGAGAUGAUGUGCGUGCCUACUAUACUGCAAAAGGUGUAUUGGUGUCAAAAGAUCCCGACCAAUAUAGUACCGAUUUCGGCAAGACGAUGCAGAAGAUAUCAUCCCAAACUCCUUCCACUAUGCAAAGAGAUGUUCUUAUUCUCGGAACCUUAGCUGGGAGGGUUGAUCAAGGCCUUGGACUCCUAAAUGAGAUGAUACGAGAAGAGGCGAAGUAUGAGAACCUACGGUUAUGGCUCUUCUCUGAAUCUAGUGUCUCUUUCAUUCUUAGAAGUGGGCAGAAUGUCAUUCGGGGACUUUUGUCAAGUGGGCUUUUCACCGAGAAUAUUGGGAUAAUCCCGGUAUACGGCCCAGCAACCAUCAGUACAACUGGCUUGGAGUGGGAUGUCAAAGAAUGGGAUACGCGGAUGGGUGGUCAAGUCAGUACAAGCAAUCAUGUCAAGGCCGACGAGAUUUGCAUCGAGACAAACGCACCGAUUCUGUUCACGAUAGAAAGAGCUUCUCUAGAGAAAACGAAGGGGACUUAGCAGCUCAUUGCCACUCUAGCCUUUUGGUUUCAAAGUACGGCAAUAUAGUACGCGGAUCUGUUGAAUAUUGUCGAUGAUUAGGUCGCCAUUACGUCCACGUCGAUGGAUGGACUGAGUGAACCAAGUAACGCGAUUGAUUCUCCACUACUUGUGAUCACUGCACCUUCAGGUGACACUUGAUCGAGCAGUUACGGUAACUAUUGAUAGGGGUUGUCCUUACACGUUUUUCUACUGAGCCCUCGACGGAGCCGAAUCAGAACCAGAAACUGAGCAGGAUACGAGGACAUUUGACGAACCGCAAUUUGAAGGGUUGGCGCAUUGUGCAACACACGCCAACUGCCCAUUUAUUCAACGUGCGUCUUCUA
This is a messenger RNA of Dothidotthia symphoricarpi CBS 119687, 1183 nucleotides long. Its product is annotated as thiamine pyrophosphokinase. Lineage: Eukaryota; Fungi; Ascomycota; Dothideomycetes; Pleosporales; Dothidotthiaceae. The record is from RefSeq and is a predicted model, not a curated record. Gene Ontology annotation, biological process: thiamine diphosphate biosynthetic process; thiamine metabolic process. Gene Ontology annotation, molecular function: ATP binding; thiamine binding; thiamine diphosphokinase activity. Bases 24 to 818 code for a protein of 264 amino acids. The transcript has 2 exons.